AUGGAAGAUAUGUUUCUACGGAUUGCAAAUAAAACAUUAGUACAAUUGGGUAUGACCGCACCAAAUCCUGACAUGCAUGGUCUGUUUGAUCGAGAAUUGCAACGUGAGCAGGAAUUCAAUUCUAAUGAUUUGCGUUUAUUUGUACAAUCGAAUAUAACCAAAAUGAAUAUUCAGCAAAAACAUGUAUAUGACACAGUCAUGCAAGCCAUUUCCAAUAAUGCAGGUGGGUUAUAUUUCUUGGAUGCACCUGGUGGUACAGGCACAACGUUCGUUAUAUCACUGAUUUUAGCCACUAUUCGAUCGGAACAGAAAAUUGCACUGGCACUUGCCUCUUCGGAAAUUGCUGCUACAUUAUUAGAAGGUGGUCGGACAGCACACUCUGCAUUAAAAUUGACAUUGAAUGUACAGCUUGUGGAUGUGCCGGAGAUGGAGUAUUUCGCAAGUCAAAACACUGGGGAGGUGCGCGUGCGCGGUUCUAACGUAUUCCACGGGUAG
Anastrepha ludens (Mexican fruit fly) is the source of this 495-nucleotide messenger RNA. RefSeq lists its product as uncharacterized. NCBI's taxonomy places the organism in Eukaryota, Metazoa, Arthropoda, Insecta, Diptera, Tephritidae. The record is from RefSeq and is a predicted model, not a curated record. The transcript has 2 exons. Gene Ontology annotation, molecular function: DNA helicase activity. Gene Ontology annotation, biological process: telomere maintenance; DNA repair. The coding region runs from base 1 to 495 and encodes 164 amino acids.